This is a messenger RNA of Columba livia (rock pigeon), 1847 nucleotides long. It is a transcript of the gene IDS, whose product is annotated as iduronate 2-sulfatase. The record is from RefSeq and is a predicted model, not a curated record. The transcript has 9 exons. NCBI's taxonomy places the organism in Eukaryota, Metazoa, Chordata, Aves, Columbiformes, Columbidae. Gene Ontology annotation, molecular function: iduronate-2-sulfatase activity. The coding region runs from base 30 to 1733 and encodes 567 amino acids. Gene Ontology annotation, cellular component: cytoplasm.
CCGCAUUCUCCGCCCCGUAGCUCCGGGAGAUGGCUGCGGGUACCUGGUGUUGCGCGGCCGUCUGGCUCAGCCUCUGUCUGCUGGGGCUUCCGCACGGCGCCUUCGCGCUCGGCCCGGGGGCAGCGGCGGCCCCUCGGCUCCGCUCCGGCGGGACGGCGGGGCCCCGGGAUGGCAUGAAUGUCCUGUUGAUAGUUGUGGAUGAUCUGCGUCCUGUUUUGGGCUGUUAUGGAGAUAAACUUGUGAAAUCUCCAAACAUUGAUCAACUUGCUUCUCAAAGUAUUGUAUUCAGCCAUGCAUUUGCACAGCAAGCCGUGUGUGCUCCCAGCAGAGUGUCGUUUCUUACUGGACGCAGACCUGACACCACCCGGCUGUAUGAUUUCUACUCCUACUGGAGAGUACAUGCAGGCAACUAUUCCACGAUGCCGCAGUAUUUCAAGGAGAACGGCUACGUGACCCUAUCUGUGGGGAAAGUUUUUCAUCCUGGGGUUUCAUCCAAUUACAGUGACGACUAUCCAUACAGUUGGUCGAUUCCACCCUUUCAUCCUUCAACAGAAAAGUAUGAAAAUGAUAAGACUUGUAGGGGAAAAGAUGGAAAGCUGUAUGCUAACUUGGUGUGCCCAGUGGAUGUGUCAGAAAUGCCCAGUGGCACUCUGCCUGAUAUCCAGAGCACUGAAGAGGCCAUACGCUUAUUGGAUGUUAUGAAAGCCAACAAGCAAAAGUUCUUCCUGGCUGUCGGAUACCACAAACCACAUAUCCCACUGAGGUACCCGCAGGAAUUUCUCAAGUUGUACCCUUUGGAAAACAUCACAUUAGCCCCAGAUCCCUGGGUGCCUGAGAAACUACCUUCUGUGGCAUACAACCCCUGGACAGACAUCAGACAGAGGGAUGAUGUGAAGGCAUUAAAUGUCAGUUUCCCUUAUGGACCACUUCCAAAUGACUUCCAGCGGCAGAUUCGUCAGAGCUAUUAUGCAGCGGUUUCCUACCUGGAUAUGCAAGUUGGCCUCCUCUUGAACGCUUUGGAUGAUUUAGGACUCUCAAAUAGCACAGUAGUAGUUUUUACUGCUGAUCAUGGAUGGUCUCUGGGAGAACAUGGUGAAUGGGCAAAAUACAGCAAUUUUGAUGUUGCUACCCGUGUGCCGCUGAUAUUUUACAUACCAGGAAUGACAACUUCCUCUGUUAGUCGAGGAGAGCGAGUCUUCCCCUACCUUGACCCUUUUAGCCAUACUUUUUGCUUGGUACCUCGAGGGCGAAGCGAAAAAGUGGUUGAGCUUGUGUCUCUGUUUGCAACGCUUGCUGAACUUGCUGGCCUGCAAGUUCCUCCUGUGUGCCCAGAGACUUCGUUUCAUGUUGUGUUGUGCACCGAGGGGACAAGCAUUGUCCGGUAUUUUAAUACCUCUGAAGAGAAGGAUGGGUGUGAUGACACUUACAGGUGUCCUGAUGAAGAACGUGUUGCUUUCAGCCAAUAUCCCCGGCCUGCAGACACUCCUCAGUGGAACUCUGACAAACCAAAGCUGAAAGACAUCAGAAUCAUGGGCUAUUCCAUGCGUACAAUUGGCUACAGGUAUACUCUGUGGGUUCAGUUUAAUCCAAACAACUUCAGUGCCAACUUUGAGGAUGUCCACGCAGGAGAGUUGUACAUGGUGGAGACUGAUCCAAACCAGGAUAACAACAUUUAUAACAAUACCUUACAUGGUGUUUUUUUCAAAAAAAUUCUUGGCUUCCUGAAGCACUAGGGUUCAGAAACUUCUUUCUGCGUGUUCUUGCAACUGAAACAGUAUUUUUUGUAUAAAACAUUUCUGUUGUACAGAAAACACUUGGAUUUAAUUAAAAUCCGGUUUGUAUCAAAA